AUGUCUAACAUCAAGGUCAAAUCAUACACACCGAGCUGGCUCAGCAAGCCAGCUCCAGGACACGCUCUGUUCCAGGCCACACCAGAAGAUCUCAACACAUCCGUAUUCUCCCCUUAUGCGUCCACUAAGAAGGCAAGACCUGGUCCACGACGGACUAUCGCGCGCCGCGGUACCGAGGUCUUUGUCGCGGUCAAUCGAGAGAUACGAUGGGGUGACUUGGUGUACCUGAAAGAGUCCUGGGCAGAGAAGGGAGCCAGUACUCGCAUCAAGAGGGAGGAUUCUAACGGCUCUUUCUCAAUCUACGACGAGACACGAAUUGGCACCGAAGGCGCCGACGGGCAACCUGCUGAGGGAUACAGGAUCAUCAAAACUCCUGUGGCCGAUGAGAUCAGGCAAAUCGUCGUCUCACCAACUUCGAACUACCUCGCAGUUUUGACCGCCCAUACCGUACAUGUCUGCGUCCUCCCCGACUCCUCGCAUCUCACCGCGCCGGACAGCACACCUCUCAAACCGAAGUUCUUCACGCUGGGCCCGACGACUCAUGUCACAUCGAAGUCUGCGGUCAUGUCCGCGCUCUGGCAUCCUCUCGGUGUCAAAGGCACGUCACUUGUCACAGUUACUGAAGAUGCCGUGGUUCGGGUGUGGGAGGUCUCUCCCGCCGACAGAUGGUCGUUUGACGCUCCAACGCUGUCUGUUGACCUGAAGAAAUUAGCCAAUGGCGUCACUCUAGAUCAGGACUUCACAGCAUCCACGACAGCGACAAAUACCUCUUUCUCGCCAGAUAUGUUUGACAUGGAGGUGGCGGCUGCAUCUUUCGCUGCGAGGGGAUCCGGCCUCUGGUCCUCAAUGACUCUGUACAUUGCCAUGAGAGGAGGCGACGUCUACGCCUUGUGCCCACUCCUCCCAGAACUCUGGGCCCCGCCCCCUACCCUUGUCCCGUCACUUUCAGUCUCUAUCGUGGCCAAACUGGCAGCCAUCGAAGACGACCCCGACGUUUCCCCACAAGACAAGCUCCUUUCGCAGCAGCAGCUCGAAUGGAUGUCUGAUCUGGAUAACCAGGAGCCCAAGAUCAUUCAAGAUACCUUGGGAGAACCACCCAUCGAGGUAUACCGGCGUCCAACACACCCAGGAUUGAUACCUAGGCUCCAAGGACCUUUCGAUUUCGACAUGGAACCAAACGAGGACGAACAGGAUGACCUUGACAUGGAGCUCUCAGACAUCUACGUCAUUGGUCAGAAAAUGGAGACAGACGAUCUCAUGCUCGGAGAGGAUGAGGUUUUAGAGCUCGAUGAGAAUGAACAGGAAGGCCUGUCCUUGACUGUGAUUUGUCUUCUUUCGACAAGUGGACAAGUCAGGAUAUGUCUGGAUUUGAAUGGCGUCGAGGCAAAGUGGCUGCCGCCCCGCGUCAAGUCUAAGCCCAGUGUCUUCACUGACGGCGAGGACUUGCCCUCUCUGCUGACCUAUGAGACACUGGACGUCCUCGCGUUGUCCGAGGUGACGCCUGACUGCUGGCCUGUCUUCAGCGACGAUGCGACAUCCCGAUACUCCUUCUUCGUUACGCACAAUUCCGGAAUCACAAGUGUGUCUUUGUCUCCGUGGGUGUUCCGACUCGAAAGCGAGUUGAGUGGGGAGGCAGAGGCAGGGUCAGAUUUCAGGAUCGGAUUGAUCGCAAGUGGAAAGUCGGCAUUUGACCGAAUCUACGUUGAGCCGCCACCGGGCAAUUCCCUGGCUGCGUGUGUCGCGAUCCGUGACCCUGACCUUGGCUACUUCGUUCUCUCAGCCAAGCCCUCGGAUCCGCUGGCUCUAGUGCUCGAAACGCCCGAGGAUGAGCUUCCACCCAUUAAAUCGUCAUCUUCCCCGACGCCGUUCUACGAGCCCACACCAGAACAAAAAGUCCCCAUGGAGAUGUUCACGCCACGACCCGCAUACCAGCCUUCCGCAGUCUUUGAUCAAUCAUCGAACUUGCAUAAGCUUCAGCAAAUGCUGAUGACAAGUCGGCACGUUGCACUGAUGCAACAGCAGAUCCGCCUGUCACCAGCCACACUAAAGGUGUUUUCCAACGCGCACCAAAUCAUCAGCACAGAAUCCGGGCGUCUUAAUGAGGCAGUCUCGGAACUUUUUCGACGGUGUGAUGCCUUGCGGAUGGAGCUGAAGGAGCAGAUCGUCAAGGCCAAUGAUCUGAAGGGCAGGAUUGAUAGGGUUACAGGCAGAGACGACGAAACCGAGUCGGACGAUACACGCCUCACCCGAGCCGUGUUUGCGCGACGAAAGAAGCAUGAAGAAUUGAUGCAGAGAUUUGAGAACUUGAGGAGGAAGGUCCAGCAGCACACGAGUCGCGAACUCAGCGACAAAGAAAGGGCGUGGGUAGAGGAAGUCAAGACAGUCGAGCAGAACUUAUCUGAACCUGGCGAGGGCGACAAGGGGGCAAUAGUGGUCGCAGGUGCGACCAAAUCACAACAACCCCUGGAGCGCAUCCGAGAGAUCAGGAGCCUCAAGGAAGAGUUGGCGGGACAGGUAGCAGGCUUCGAGGGCAAGGAUAAAUCCGGUGAGGGGAACUCAGAGGGUAGCCCUGGCUCGUCUAUAGUGAGCCUCAGGAUACCCUCCGAGCUGAGGAAGGCCAAGAUAUCCCAGGUCAGAAAUCUCUUGGACAGGGAGACAGCUCUUGUGGAUGCCUUGCAAGAUAGGCUGGAGAGGUUGUCGGUUGGUUGA
Molecule: messenger RNA, 2709 nt
Organism: Diaporthe amygdali
Lineage: Eukaryota; Fungi; Ascomycota; Sordariomycetes; Diaporthales; Diaporthaceae
Exons: 2
Coding region: 1-2709 (902 amino acids)
Biological process (GO): mRNA export from nucleus; protein import into nucleus; ribosomal small subunit export from nucleus
Cellular component (GO): nuclear pore
Molecular function (GO): structural constituent of nuclear pore; protein binding
Source: RefSeq, a predicted model, not a curated record